CCCUAUCUUUUCAGACAACUGUGAUGACCCAUUGGCCUCCUUCCUCUCACCAAUGGCUUUCUCCAGCUCCUCAGAUCUCACUAGAAGUUCCAGCCAGGCUCAAUUGAACUGGAGAAUGGGAACUGGUGGUUGGUCCCCAGCAGACUCCAAUGCCCAACAGUGGCUGCAGAUGGACCUGGGCAGCAGAGUGGAGAUUACGGCAGUGGCCACGCAGGGAAGACACGGGAGCUCUGACUGGGUGACAAGCUACCGCCUGAUGUUCAGCGACACCGGGCACAACUGGCAGCAGUACAAGCAAGAGGACAGCAUCUGGAAAAAGAAAAUUCAACCCUCCAGCUGAAGACACCACACCCUCUGGACUCAGGACUUGGAGGAAUCUGCCCAGGUCUGAAUGGAACCUCCUUCCUGGGAACUAACUCUAAUAGUGUUGAAAGGGGGCAUGAAAGCUGCCAUGGGAGAGAAGCAAUCAAUAUCCCCACUCAGCUAUAAUGCCUGCACACCACAACAAUGACCAAUAUGGCAAGAUAUUCCUAAAAGUACAAGAGUGGAAUUUAUAUCGUGGGAUAAAUCAACAGCUACCUGGACUUGGGCUUAAGGCCCCUCAAUAGGAGGGGAUUCAUGUCUGCUACUGAUGACCUAGCCAACCACCCAUGACUGGAGAGGCCAUGGAGCCUAGUGGAGAAAUUCCUACAGUCACUUUCCAAAACCAGUAUAAUCUCUGACUGUAUUCUGAAUACUUACCCUUCUACCAGCAGAUAAAUGCAGCUCUUGUUCGUCAUCAAAGCUGCUGCUUCUUCUUCUUCUUCUUCUUCUUCUUCUUCUUCUUCUUCUUCUUCUUCUUCUUCUUCUUCUUCUUCUUCU
This is a messenger RNA of Peromyscus maniculatus bairdii (prairie deer mouse), 861 nucleotides long. NCBI's taxonomy places the organism in Eukaryota, Metazoa, Chordata, Mammalia, Rodentia, Cricetidae. The record is from RefSeq and is a predicted model, not a curated record.